CUGAUGAUACAAAGGACAAUGCAAAGUGUAUAUCCUGGUGACAUUUUGUGUGCUGUGACAUGGUUUUUGCCAUGGCAUCUGAGACUGAAAAGGCCCAUGCUCUUCUCCAAACUUUCAGCACAGCUUCAGUUAUUUCUAGUCUAGGUUUGGGAAUAUUCUGCUUUGUAGCAGACAGACUUCUGCAGUUUUCCUUCAUUCAGCAAAAUGACUGGCUCCGAGCCUUGUCUGAUAAUGCAGUGCAUGGUAUUCUAGGAAUGUGGUCCUGGGCAAUAGUGAUUGGACUUAGGAAGAAAAGUGACUUCACUGAAGUCACCCUGGCUGGCUUCCUUGCCUCUGUCGUUGAUGUGGACCACUUCUUUCUUGCUGGCUCCCUGUCGUUAAAGGCUGCUCUGACUGUUCCACAGAGACCACUUCUUCAUUGUUCUACUGUGAUUCCUGUUGUGGCUCUGACAUUAAAGUUUAUUAUGCACCUUUUCAGGCUUAAGGAUUCAUGGUGCUUUCUUCCCUGGAUGUUGUUCAUAUCCUGGACUUCUCAUCAUGUCCGUGACGGGAUUCGUCAUGGCCUCUGGAUCUGUCCAUUUGGAAAAACUCCUCCUUUGCCAUAUUGGCUGUAUGUGGCAAUUACAGCAUCUUUACCCCAUCUGUGUUCAUUUAUUAUGUAUUUAACAGGCACUAGAGAAUUAAUGUCUAUAAAACAUGGAAUCCACAUUGAUGUAUAAGAAUGAUGGCUCUUUAUGAUUGUUUGUAUUAGCACUUGAAAUGAGGUGUCUGUUGCUGAAGUGGUUUCCUUACGUUUCCUACAACUUCUGAGUUAGGCAUUUUAUGCCUGUGGAGCCAGUUACAGCUCCUGUGUCAAUUCCUUGUGGUCACAGAAACCUAUUUAAUGAGUGGUAAUAAUUUU
Messenger RNA from Cariama cristata (Red-legged seriema), 901 nucleotides. RefSeq names its product chromosome unknown open reading frame, human C5orf28 (gene TMEM267). NCBI's taxonomy places the organism in Eukaryota, Metazoa, Chordata, Aves, Cariamiformes, Cariamidae. The transcript has 2 exons. The record is from RefSeq and is a predicted model, not a curated record. The coding region runs from base 60 to 719 and encodes 219 amino acids.